Molecule: messenger RNA, 6413 nt
Organism: Chara braunii
Lineage: Eukaryota; Viridiplantae; Streptophyta; Charophyceae; Charales; Characeae
Source: the annotation of a GenBank genome assembly
UGAGAGGCAAACUUGGAGACUUACCUAUUGAGCAGUGUAUCAAACACAUCAGUCGGGAAGAUGUCGCGACUUCAGUUCUUUGAGGACCGGGUUUUUCGCCUCGUUCUCACUAAGGAUCUGACUAUGGACGUCGCGUUUUGGCCGCCAUUGCGGGGCCCUCAGGCGCAUCAAGUUCGCACCCGCCCUGUGGUACCUCCAAGACCCAAGCCGCGACUCAGCAAGCAGAAGACUCCAGCAGCAUCAAGUACAGCAAUGACAGUACCAGUUGCCACCGGGGUUCUUCCCGCAUGCCCGGUCCAAGGGGCCGGUGAGCCGUUGGCAACUUACCUUCAACGGGUACAGGCAUUUACAGAUGUCGUGGCUACCGCAAAGGCACAAGAGGAGGCAGCAGAGGCAGAACGUCAGCGGCUGGCCAAUGAAGCGGCGGCCCUAGCUCAGCAGACUGCUGAGGCUGACGCCGUGGUGCGAGACAAGCGGAACGCCAUUUGCAUGGAGUCCUUGACUACGAAUGAGAGUCAGUGGACGACACUGCUCCAGGGCAUGCUGUUUGUGCCUUCGGAAACACAGGCGGAUCCGACACGGACGGAGGAAGACAGGAGCAACCUGGCGAACCUGAUGUUGAAUAUGAUGCGAGCGAUCAUGUGGAACAACACGAUGUUAAUGGUGCAAAUACACGAGGGCAGACAGCUGCGGCAGAUUCAGCAGAAUGAUUUUGCAGCCUUAACAGCUGCUGUUCGCGCUACCGCCUCACAUCAGCAACAACAGCGACAGCUGUUGAACACCACCACCGCACGCGUCAGCAACAUCGAGGCUAAGGCCUCAGCAGCACCAGGCUGCACGACGGACGCGACGAAACAGCUCAACGAGCGCAUCGAUCACGUCGUCAAUAUCAUCGGCAAUAUAGGCGAUUUCACUAGCCCGGCCACAAUCAGCAGCACGGUGGCCGCCAUCAAGACGGACAUCACCAAGCUGCAGACGAGACCGGACGCCGCUACGAAGACUUACAAGAUGCCGCACUUCGACAUCAGCAAGUUCGACGACUACAACAAGUCGGACGCCUUGACAUGGUGGCAACAAGAGGAGGAGGUAGCCAUGUAUAUCCCCAAGGACGAGCAAGAGGCCGCCGUGAAGGAAUGGGAUGCAGAAGGAGAUGCUUUGAAGCGGCAGGCGAUGGAAGAUGAGAAGAGAACGGAGUGGAAGUUGAGGAUGAUGAGGGAGAAGAAGAAGAGGGUGGAUGCGGCCAGUGCAACAGUCAAAGAGUUAGAGGAGGUGCAGAAACUGAAUCUACAGUUGACCCCUCAAGAAGAACAAUAUGAGUUUAGCAGAAGUCAGGAUAUGGCUGUGCGCUCGAUGCGGAUGGGGUUUCGAGACUUUGCUCGCAAACUGGUAGGCGCUGUAGGAGCCGAGGUGAACCAUCGCCUCGAGAAGACCGAACGAUUUUGCGUUGGCGCCAUUAAAGGCGUGAAGGUCACAGCUCCCAAGGAGGAAGAGGCAUAUCCUCGCAGGGAGCCAGUCAAGGUCAAGUUCCCUGAUUCCUACAGUGGAAAAAGGGAAGAAAACUUUGACAAUUGGGAGGCCAAUGUCAAGACCUAUGUGCAUUUGCAACAGGUUUCCCCAGAUCAGCACGUGUUGAUAGCCAUUCAUGCGCUUAGAGAUGAGGCAGCCAGUUUCGCGAGGUCCCUAGUCCGCUCUGCCAACUGCAAUGACGAUGCGGUUGCAUACUCUUCAUUCACCCCCCUCGUAGAUUUCAUGAAGUUGUUGCGCGAGCGAUUUGCUGAUGUCGCCCGCAGUGUCAAAGCCUCAGAUAGGCUUCAGACCAUCCAUUCUCGUCAAUGGAAGAGUGCCAGGGCACUAAAGGGUGUUAUGGACGAAUUGGUAGUAGCUAUUCCUGACCACGGGGUCACAGAGACCCAGUUGGUUAACCUCUUCUACAGGGCCAUGCCCGAAUCCCUGCGAGGCCACUUCUUUGCGAAGAGUCAAGAUCCUGCUAUGACGUACGAUGCACUCAGCAGGGAAGUGGUGGCCUUUGAGGCAAAGUCUGUGUCAGUUUUCACUUUUUGGCACAAAGACUUGGACAAAGGAAAGAAGUGGAAGGGUCGCACUAUCUCAGGGCAAGUUAAGACCAAGGAUAGUCUUGUCCUUGAAGGUAGUGUUGAGGAGAUCCCCUACGAACAGAUCGAGUGGGGAUUAGAGGAUGAGGACAGUGUGGUAAGUCAGGGGAGAACUUAUGUUGCUGUCGCGGCUGGAGGGAGGCCGCAAGGAGGAGGACGAGGCCAGGGCCAAGGAGGCCGGGCCUCAGGGGGCCGAUUUCAGAGCGAUCAGGGGGUUGGCGGCAGAGGAGGAAACCGCCAAGCGGGAGGAAGGGGUCUAGGUCCCCCGCAAAACCGUUUUGGGAAUAGGUCUCCUUAUAGGAGAGGUCGAUGGCACCCAGGGCUACCACAGGCCAACUACUACAGAAAGUUCGUGAGGAACUUCUCCACUAUCGCUGCGCCCUUUCGCAUAUUACUAAGGAAAGAAACAAUCUGGAAGUGGGAUACGGACUGCACGUCUGCCAUGAAGAAAUUGAAGCAGGCAUUGAUAGAGUACCCAGUCCUUAAGGUGGCCGAUCCGUCCCUACCCUUUGUCGUCACUACGGACGCCAGCCAGUACGGCAUAGGUGCUGUUUUACAGCAAGACGAUGACAAUGGGUAUAGACCCGUAGAGUUCAUGUCUGCUAGGAUGCCUUCAGAAAAGGUAGCGACAUCUACUUAUGAGCGAGAACUCUACGCUCUCAGGCAAGCGUUAGACCACUGGAAGCACUACUUGCUUGGGAGGCACUUCAAAGUCUAUUCAGAUCACGAGACGUUGAGAUGGUUAAAGACCCAGGCCAAGAUGACACCUAAGCUUACUAGGUGGGCCGCAGAGAUAGAUCAGUAUGAUUUCGAGAUCAAGCCAGUAAAAGGGAAGUAUAACAUAGUUGCGGAUGCUCUGAGUAGGAGAGCGGACUACUUUGGAGCGAUAGUUCACUAUCUGGACAUAGGGAAGGACCUGCAGCAAAAUGUUAGAGAAGUGUACGCGCAGGACCUCUAUAGUGACCUUCUUAAGAAAGUAAAGGAGGUCCCAGAGACCGAGCCAGAUUACCGCACUACUGAGGGGUUGCUCUUUGAGAAGACUAACGUAUUUGACCGAUUGUGCAUUCCCAAUAGCGAAGAAAUCCGUAGUCUGAUCUUAGGAGAAUGCCACGACACAGAGGGUCAUUUCGGUUGGCAAAAGACUCUGGCCAAUCUAAUGCACGUGUACACCUGGCCGGAAGGAAAUGAGUUUCCACAUAGACCCUCUAUGAUUCCACCAGACAUGGAUGGCGGAUACGAGGUUGACAGGAUCAUAGAGCAUGGCUACUUCUCUACGGGAGGACGUGGACGACCUCAGAAGCAGUUCAAGAUACGUUUUAAAACUCAAGCACCAUCUGAGGACAAAUGGUUUAGUAAACGUGAACUACUUGAAACUGCUCCUGAUAUUGUCGCUGCUUAUGAACGAGGGUUAAAGUCUUCGAUAUUUCUGCGGUGGAACUCGAAAAUGGGCCGUGUGACCAAGGCACGCCCAGUAGGUACUCAUGGUGGUACUUCCACCAACCUCUACAUGAAGGAGGAGGGGGAGAAGAUGGCCGCCAUGCUGCAGGAGAGGAAGGAGAAGAAGGAGGCCAAGAAGAAGGCCUUGAAAGAGGAACAGGCGGCCAAAUUAAAGAAGAUGGAAGAAGAGAUGGCCAGGGAGAAAGAGAGGUUGAAAAAGGAAGAAGAAGAGAAGCUGAAGGAGGUGGAUGAAGAAGAGGAAGGUUCGCCACUGCAAAAGAAUAGUGGACAGCACAGUGGCAGCAAUGGUGGGGACCUGGAGAAGAAGAUUUCRGAGUGGGUMGCCAACUUGWCCCUGGGCGAGGAAGAAGAGGUGAUGAUGUACAUCCCAAAGGAUGACCAAGAGGCUGCUAUGAAGGCUUGGGAUGCGGAGAAAGACCCUCUUAGGCGACAGGCACUGGAGGAUCAACAGAGGAUAAAGUGGAAACUUGCCACGAUGAGGGAGAAGAAGAGAAGGGUGGAUGCGGCGAGUGAGGCGGUCAGGGAGUUAGAAGAAAUGCAGAAAGUAAGUCUAAAGUUGACCCCUCAGGUAGAUCUCGAACGAAAGGUAGAGAUACUCGCCCAGAGCGUCGAGCGGCUAGCAAAGAUACAAGAGCAGCAAUACGAGUUUAGCCGAAGCCAGGAUAUAGUUGUGCGCUCGAUGCGAAUGGGAUUCCAGGACUUUGCGCGCGAACUGAUAGGAGCCGUAGGGGCCGAGGUGAAUCAUCGCCUCGAGAAGACUGAGCGUUUUUGUGUUGGCGCCAUUGAAGGCGUCAAAGUGGCAGCUCCCAAGGAGGAGGAAGCACGUCCUCCUCGUCGGGAGCCGGUCAAGGUCAAAUUCCUCGAUUCCUACAGCGGGAAGAGGGAAGAGAACUUUGACAACUGGGAGGCCAACGUUAAGACCUAUGUGCACUUGCAACAGGUCUCCCCGGAUCAGCAUGUCUUGAUUGCGAUCCACGCGCUCAGAGACGAAGCUGCCAUCUUUGCAAGGUCCCUAGUCCGCGCCGCCAACUGCAACGAUGAUGCAGUUGCCUAUUCGUCAUUCACCUCCCUCGCUGAGUUCAUGAAAUUGUUGCGCAAGAGAUUUGCUAAUGUCGCUCGAAGUGUCAAAGCCUCGGACAAGCUUCAGACGAUCCAUGCCCGUAAGUGGAAGAGUGYYARGGCACUCAAGAGCACAAUGGACGAACUAGUAGCUGUCCCUGACCACGGGGUUACAGACACCYAGUUGGUUGCUCUCUUCUAUAGAGCGAUGCCCGAAGCUUUUCGCGGGCACUUCUUCGCGAAGAGCGAAGACCCUGCCACCACUUACGAUUCCCUUAGUCGUGAGGUGKUGGCUUUCGAGGCMAAGUCUAUGUCARUUUCCACCUUCWGGCACAAGGACUUGGACAAGGGUAAGCAAUGGAAGGGCCGCACUAUCUCAGGGCAAGUAAAGACCAAGGACAGCCUUGUCCUAACCUUAGAUGAGGGUAGUGUGGAUGAGACCCCCUACGAACAGAUCGAGUGGGGGUUAGAGGAGGAGGACAGCAGUGUGGGCCAGGGGAGGACUUACGCUGCUGUCGCGGCUGGAGGGAGGCCGCCAGGAGGAAGAGGCCAGGGCCAAGGGGGCCGGGCCUUAGGGAGCCGGUUCCAGGGCGAUCAGGGGGUUGGCGGCAGAGGAGGAAACCGCCAAGCGGGAGGCAGGGGUCGAAUAGAGGGAGUCCAGGCGUAUUUCCGCCUAGAGAAAGAUGGGAAAAUGGAAAAGAUUCUCCACUCCCUGACUCUCCUCGUAGAAGACAGCCUCCCCUUUGAUAUUGUUCUGGGAAUGGAUUGGGGAGAGGCAGUCGGGGCCACGCUCCAUUUGAAGGAGCACGAGUGUAGGCCCCCUAGUUCUGCAGGCGAGGCCAAGACUGCCCGCCUGUUCCAUGUGUCAGGGGUAGAGAAUUCCUUGGCGCAUUGCUGCCUUAGUGCCCCCGCGUUCGCCAGACUGGUGAAAAAGGAGAAGUUGGAGGAACAGGUUUUUGUUGCCUAUGUUAGGCCAGUCACUGAGCCUACGGAAGAAAAGCCAAUCGACCCUGCAAUUGCCAAGCUGCUGGAAGAGUUCAAAGAUUUAACUGAGCCGCCGACGGGUACGGUGCCGCGGCCCAUCCAGCACCGCAUUGAGAUAGAGCCUGGCAGUAGAACUCUUAAGGGCGCUGUGUAUAGGAUGUCCCCACGGGAGUUAGAAGAGCUUCGCAAGCAAUUGGACGAGCUCCUCGAGAAGGGUUGGAUUAGGCCCAGUUCAUCUCCUUUUGGAGCCCCUGUCCUCUUUGCUCCUAAGAAGGAGAGAGGGCUGAGAAUGUGCAUAGACUAUAGGGGUCUGAACGCUAUUACAGUGAAGAAUGUUGAGGCACUGCCGAGGAUAGACGAUCUUUUAGAUCGAGUGCAGGGGGCGAAGUAUUUUUCCAAGAUAGAUUUGAAGUCCGGAUAUCAUCAGAUAGAGGUACAUCCUGAUGAUCAUAAGACCGCCUUCCGGACUAGGUAUGGGCAUUAUGAGUUUAUAGUGAUGCCCUUUGGACUGACCAACGCGCCCGCAACGUUCCAGCGCUGUAUGAACGAUUUGUUCAGGUCGUGGUUAGACAAAUUUGUUGUAGUUUACCUAGAUGACAUCCUAGUGUUUAGCCGGACCCUCGAAGAGCAUCAGGGUCAUCUCAGGAAGGUCUUGGAGAAGCUUCCGUCAUCUCAGGCAGGUCUUGGAGAAGCUGACGGAAGCUAACUUCAAGAUCAAUGUGAAGAAGUGCGAUUGGGCGAAGACCCAAGUUUUGUAUCUAGGACACGUCUUAGACGGAGAUAGCGUUAAGACAGAGGAUA